This is a messenger RNA of Rhodotorula toruloides NP11, 1140 nucleotides long. RefSeq lists its product as uncharacterized. The coding region runs from base 1 to 1140 and encodes 379 amino acids. NCBI's taxonomy places the organism in Eukaryota, Fungi, Basidiomycota, Microbotryomycetes, Sporidiobolales, Sporidiobolaceae. The record is from RefSeq and is a predicted model, not a curated record. The transcript is spliced from 6 exons.
AUGGACCACACACGACACUCGGCGGACGUAUGGCCUGCAGGACAGGACUACUGGCGACCGAUAGUCGCGACAGGCUAUCUGCUCGCGGUGUCGGUCAUGUCGGUGUUGUUUUCGAGACGACUAGGCUCGUGGCCGUCAGUACGAAGGGUGCCGCUCAUGCAGCUGCUUGUUGUGUCGCUCCUCGGCGGAUCCCUUAUCUUCGUCUUCAUCUCGGCGAUUAUCCUCCUCGGCGUCGGCUCGUCCUUCAGCCCUGCGGCAUGUAGCGGGGGGAUCUGGCUUUGCAUCAUCCUCUACGCCGGCUCGAAGGUCGUCCUCUACGUCCUGCUGCUCGAGAAGCUGUACAUCGUGCACUCGCACGCCGCGACCGGGCGGAUAUCCCGAAUGCAAUCGUGGUGGUACCGUGGAGGCUGCAUUCUGUUGAUUGCAUGGGUCGGCAUCGCUGUCGCCAUGAUUGUCGGCCGCGUCAGCCAUAUCCGACAGAGCGACGGCGCCUGCAUCAUCGGUCUGCGUCUGUACGGCUCCGUGCCGGAACUCGUCUGCGACGGCUUGACCAACGUCUACCUUACAACCGGUUUCGUCCUUCCGAUUUUGCGCCAUCCCUCUCCCAAGGCUCGACGCCUCGCUCGCAUCUCCUCCAUCGCCGCAGUCGCAGCACUUCUCACCUCCUUCACCAACAUUGGCAUCCUCGCCGGCAUCGGCGGCCACGAACUGUCUUGGAUCUGCCUCGGGUCGUGCGGUCUCGACGUCGUCUUUAAUUCGGUCAUCGUCUACAUCGUCACGACGCCAAAUCGGCAGAAGGACGAGAUGAUGACGGCCAACUCGGGACCGCACGACGGCGGUCCUCGCAGUACUCAGCAGGGCGCAACUUCAAGCCGGAUGGGACCGUUCUUCCGCGGAAGCACGACGGUCGGACAUGGCGGGACAUCGACUAUCGGUGUUCACGUCGUCGAGGAGGUCCGGGUCGACGAGGACAUCAGCCCGCUCGACCCGCCUCGAAGACGCGCGUCCGUGUUCGGCUCACACACCGUGUCGUUCCAGACGGCAGAGGCAUCGUUGGACGACAUCGUCGAGGAGGACAAGGCGAGGGACGUCGAUUUGGAGAAGUCGAGUCCGCUGCCGUCUCCGACGUCGACUCUCUAG